Messenger RNA from Oldenlandia corymbosa var. corymbosa, 1023 nucleotides. The record is from the annotation of a GenBank genome assembly. NCBI's taxonomy places the organism in Eukaryota, Viridiplantae, Streptophyta, Magnoliopsida, Gentianales, Rubiaceae.
AUGGUCUCUACUCGGACGAGGCCCGACGAGGGAACGAGUCGCAGGCCUGGAUUGAGGUCAAAGGUGGUAGGGGGAAGUUCCCGCGUAUCUCUCGGAUCUCGGCGGGAUCACCGGGGCAAGGAAGACAUCGGAAGAGCUUCUCAGACCAGUGAUCGUAAGAGUCGCUCCAGGAGGCCUAGCGACCCUCGCGAGGGCCGCAACCAUGGUUCAGCCAAACACGGGAGGAGCCGGUCCCGCCGGACUAGUAAAGAAGCAGAAAUGAGUAAAGAGCCUUUAGGGCGUUCUCGUCCGUCCCGUUCACCCAAACGAGGAUCCCAUGAUGACCGUUUCUGGAAGACCUUUGCCGGGAGGUUCCCCGGGUUCGAGGAGCAGUUUCGUAAAUUUGAAGAUAUGUAUUAUGAAGAAAAGCGCGAGGGCCCAGAUGACAGCCUUAUUUUCAUGGGAGAAGGAAAGGUCCCCCAGGGUCGUGACCUGUCCAAGGAACGGGACCCAAAACCCCCACCAAGACCUGAGCCAUGGGUGGACCGCGAGGCCAUGGACUUGCGGGAUUCACCCCAGGAGUUCUCUGCUAAAGCAAUGGCUACCUUCCUGACAGGUGCUACCAUGAUUUGGUUCCAUAACCUACCCCCGGGGAGCGUUAGGUCCUACGCGGAUCUAGGGCAAAAGCUCCAUGUUCGGUUCUUCUCUAGCAAGAGAGCCAGUCAUACCAUCCACGACUUGUCGUCGGUUCGGCAGCGUUGGAACGAGUCAUUGGGGAAGUGUUAUGAACGAUUCACGAAGGAGCUCAUGAUGAUAGAUCAAGUUGAUGAUUUGGUUGUGAGAGUGGAGUUCGUGAAUGGCCUCUCCCCUUUUGGUACGGGUGCAACCCUGAGGGGUAAGCUCACGGCUAAACCCCCGGCCACCAGCCAGAAGUUAUGGGAGACAGUAGAGAAGGAGAUUCGGACGGAUGAAUCCAUGAAAAGAGCCAAGGAAGCCUUUGGAGAAGGCGAGAAGAAAGCUGGAAACCGGAGGCGAAGAAGCUGA